Messenger RNA from Aspergillus uvarum CBS 121591, 2526 nucleotides. RefSeq names its product Yip1-domain-containing protein. Gene Ontology annotation, cellular component: outer membrane; trans-Golgi network. The transcript is spliced from 7 exons. The coding region runs from base 1 to 2526 and encodes 841 amino acids. The record is from RefSeq and is a predicted model, not a curated record. Lineage: Eukaryota; Fungi; Ascomycota; Eurotiomycetes; Eurotiales; Aspergillaceae. Gene Ontology annotation, biological process: vesicle fusion with Golgi apparatus; endoplasmic reticulum to Golgi vesicle-mediated transport.
AUGUCUUCUCCACUUUCCGUCGACGACGGAGAUAUCUUCGAGCGUCUCCAACAACGUACCGACCCGAAGGUGCAGGAAGAGCAGCAGAAAGCUGUCAAUGAACGGGUCAGAGCAAUUUAUGAGAAGGCACAAAAUCGCCUCGGUGAAUUGAUUGACCAAAAUUCCACUCUACCAUGUGUCAUUUCUUCAGUGCAGGUUCACGGAGCUCGCCAUACCCGCAGAAGCUUUUUGGAGCAGAUAUUCAAUCCUCUGCUUAGCAGCAAUCAAACUAGGCCCUAUACGCUCUCGGAAGCCUUGCAGGAAGUAUCGGCACGUGCGGACAAGCUUGGCAGGUUUGAUGUCUUUCAACAGCCGAUCUCGGUAUAUCUAGAUCAGUCAUCACUGGCUGACCCGCAAACUGGUCUCCCGUCCAUUGAUGUCCUGCUGUCGGUCAAGGAGAAGUCUCGCGUCUUGCUCAAGACGGGUACUGAUCUUGGAAAUACUGAAGGGUCCGCUUAUGGUAACCUUCUCUGGCGUAAUAUGUUUGGAGGUGCAGAAAACCUGAACUUGAAUGCUUCGCUGGGCACCAGGACAAGAUCCGCGUACCAGGCCACCUUCGACACCCCACUUUUCAGCGAUCCCGAUUUCCGCUUGGAGCUUGGUGGAAUUGCUAGUGCCACACAGAAGUCUUGGGCAAGCCACGAGGAGGUUCUGAAAGGCGGGUGGAGCAAACUUCGCUGGAUAAGCUCGUCCGGACACCACCAUGAAUUUGGAUAUAACGGUUUCUGGAGACAAAUGACUGGCCUUUCCGAAAAUGCAUCCUCGACUGUUCGCGCCGAUGCCGGAGACAGUGUGAAGAGCAGCGUCUUCCACAGCUGGACUAAGGACCGGAGGGAUAAUGCGCUCCUUCCCUCGCGGGGCUACUACGCCAAGGCCUUCAAUGAGCUGGCUGGCUGGGGUCCGCUCAAGGGCGAUGUCUCUUUCUGGAAGUCGGAGAUUGAAACACAAGCUGCGGUCCCCGUCCCCAUCCCUGGUCUUAAGGGCGACAGCGGCGUCAGCUUCACAACUGGAUUCCGCGCGGGACUUCUGUACCCUCUCGGGCUUGACUCGGAUUCUCGACCACAGUUAUCUCGCGUUAACGACCGUUUCCUCCUGGGAGGCCCCACAGAUGUGCGUGGGUUCCGUCUUUGUGGCCUCGGACCGCAUGACGGAGCGGAUGCGGUUGGAGGAGACGUGUAUGCUGCGGGAAGUGCCAAUUUGCUGCUUCCACUCCCGAGAGUGGGUGCCGACAAGCCUUUCCGUCUACAAGCAUUUGUGAACGGUGGUCGUCUUCUGCCGCUGCGCACGGCUGACAAGAAUGUCCCCACUUCCAGUGGCGAGGUGAAAGAUGCCAUGGUAUCGACCAUCUCCGAGCUGGUAAAUGGUUUGCCCAGCGUUGCUGCAGGUGUUGGACUGGUUUAUGCUCAUCCAGUUGCCAGAUUUGAGUUGAACUUCUCGCUGCCGCUAGUGUUGCGGAAAGGCGAAGAAGGCCGCAAAGGCCUUCAAUUGGGAAUCGGCAUUAACUUCCUCCUUCUCCCCCUAACCCUGGCCGCAAUGGCCCAGUAUUACCCGCAGCAACAGCCUUACGGAGCGCAGGCCUCUGCGCAGAACCUUCAAUUCUACCCGACAUCCUACCAGUCUGUCUCCGGUCAUACAACCCCUUCUCAAGCUUCCUAUGGGGGCUUUGGAGGCCCCUCCAAUCCUGCCGCCCAAGCUUAUCCCGUCGGAGGGGUGGGAAGCGGAUAUGGCGGCUUCGGCUCCCCAUCUGCAGGAGUGAGCGGCAGGAUGGGUGAACAGGGCGGUUUACGGACGGGGUGGCUUGCUGCAUUUGGGACUGAGGGGUAUGAUGGGGAGCCGCCGCUUCUGGAGGAACUGGGAGUCAAUUUUGAACACAUUCGCACCAAGACCUUAACCGUCUUGAAUCCCUUUGCUCGCAUUGAUCAGCACCUGAUGGACGACAGCGACCUCUACGGCGCGCUGCUUUAUAUCGUACUCUACGGCACCUUCCUCCUGCUGUCCGGCAAGGUCUUUUAUGGGUAUAUCUACGGCGUCGCGGUAUUCGGCACGGUUGCCUUGCACUUGAUCCUCAGCUUGAUGUCGCCCGCGCUCGACGCGGUCCCCGUAGCCAACGCCGCCGAUCCCACCAACUAUUCUCCGCACCACAAACCCACCAUGUCGGACGCCUCGGCCGCCGGCCAUUUCUCUGCAACCCUGACCUUCCCCCGCUCCGCCAGCGUACUUGGCUACUGCUUCUUGCCCUUGGUGCUGACGAGCUUGGUUGGGAUUCUCAUUCCCAUGGAUACCAUGUUCGGCUAUCUCCUGACCACCGCCGCCGUUGGCUGGUGCACCUACAGCUCCUCGGGGAUGUUCUGCGCCGUCGCCCGUAUGCGCGGCAUGAGAGGCCUGGUGGCCUAUCCUCUGGCACUGUUCUAUGUGGUAUUCGGUAUCAUGGGAAUUUUCUCCUCCCGAGGAAGUGGCACCCUGGCUGCCAAGACGGGUGCUGCCUGA